AUGUAUAAACAGUUCUCAGGCAUGGAAAGCUUUCUACUUUGUCCAGUGAAAAGAAGGAGCAUACACAGACAUACGGCUACUGUGUGGAAUACAAACUGCGACGUGAUAGAUCUGGUUGUAAAUUUCCAAGCGAUGAGGUCACACUGCUUGCGCCUCGAUGUCAAAUCACCUCCCAUACCCAUGACAUCUCUGACACCUCCAGUUUUCGGAACACCAAUUCUUGAGUGUAGUUCUGAAACAAAAUUUUACAACAGCACCACAUGA
Danaus chrysippus (African queen) is the source of this 264-nucleotide messenger RNA. Lineage: Eukaryota; Metazoa; Arthropoda; Insecta; Lepidoptera; Nymphalidae. The record is from the annotation of a GenBank genome assembly.